This is a messenger RNA of Branchiostoma floridae (Florida lancelet), 1979 nucleotides long. RefSeq lists its product as uncharacterized. Gene Ontology annotation, molecular function: caspase binding; death receptor binding. Bases 63 to 1292 code for a protein of 409 amino acids. Gene Ontology annotation, cellular component: CD95 death-inducing signaling complex; cytoplasm. NCBI's taxonomy places the organism in Eukaryota, Metazoa, Chordata, Leptocardii, Amphioxiformes, Branchiostomatidae. The transcript is spliced from 2 exons. The record is from RefSeq and is a predicted model, not a curated record. Gene Ontology annotation, biological process: positive regulation of extrinsic apoptotic signaling pathway; TRAIL-activated apoptotic signaling pathway.
UGACGUGCAAUCUGCUGGUUUUGUUUGUUCCUGUUCCGGAAACCAAGCAUUCAACCAUUGCAAUGGCUCGGCACGCCCAUGCACCUGUACCAACCGUGGCACCUGAGACAAGUAUGGUCCAGCCCAAUGCCGAUCGCAAUGCGGACACUGUCAACAUAUGCCUCAACAUUCGGUUGAACGUCAGCUACCCUACCAACAUCUACGACCUAAGAAUACCCUAUGUGGCUUUUGUGUCUGUUUUAGUUUGUCUCUUUGUGGCUGUUGCCGUGUACCAGACAGUCAUGAAAGCCCUAAUGAUAGUCCUAGUCGUGGUCGCCAUGGUAACGUUUUCAACGCUUUUAUACAUGAUAUAUGAAUACAUGAACAACAAAGUCAAACUCACUACACAGUACAAUAUCGCCAAGUACAUCACAGAGGGGCAGCUGAGACAAGACCAGAGUAGUGAAAUUCAAGGAGCAGCGUCAGUAGUGAACAUUGGCAAUAUAGACUCAGAAAUUUCUCGUCGGCAAGAAGAAACACUUCAGAGGCAUACCGAAACUGGUACCAAUGAACAGGAUGACAAAGAAAGUAAAGGUUCAACUGAUGUGUCACCGUCCAAUGUAGUCAACAAUGUUCCAGUAACCAUAACUAGAGUUGAGGAUGACUCGUCACCUGAAGAAGAUGACUUAACAACUGACAACCCCUUCCCUGAUAGAGCUCAGUUGACCCCUUGGCCACUUUAUAGAUCACCACAAUUCCACCUACAGCAAACGCAAAGGAUUUCACAAAGCCAAAUGCAACCAAGUAUCGUCAUGCCAGUAUCACAAUUACGGGAAACACCACGACAAGGAGAAUUUCAGCAAAAUAACUUUAUAUCACAAUUUAUCCAACAAUUGGCGGAAAUAGAAUGGAGCGACCCAACAUUUGGAUUCCUGUCCGGUCGCGAUAGUCGCGCUGUCGUCAGGGCAAGUCAUUCUACCGGAAGCGGAAGCAUGGUUGUACGCCGUCGUGCCUUGGCCGGAGCGGGUGUGCCGUAUCUUAACCAAGACGUGAUGAAGCCGUAUUUCAACUUCAUCGCGGAUAAGAUGCCUGCAGACUGGAAACAACUGGCCACGAAUCUUGACUUGCCCUUUGCGCAGGUUCUUGCUGUGAAUGACAGGCACCGGGACUGUUGGAUGUGUUGCCAUCAGGUUAUGGAAAUGUGGCGCAGCAACAACGGCGCACAAGCAACGGUGGAUGACUUGAUACAGGCCGUUAGGGACACCGGUAAACAGGAUGUUGCAGAAGAGCUGGAAUCUAUGCAGUUAGAUUAAAGCUGUCGAGCCUGGGAACCAUCCGGAAAGUAGUUUGCCCAGUCCUGCGUUCAUUAUACACUUUAUAUAGUCGCUUCUGAGAGCUUGAAACCAUUGUUCUUACUGUUCAAACUUGUCUUUAUUUUUCCUAGUUUAUACUGCCAAUAUAUUGUCUGUAGUGAAACUCGUAAUGUAAUUAAAUCGAGGCAAAGAAUUUGGUUUUGCUUCCAGUCAUGAUCAGUUGCCUUUAGUUGUUCUACAUGUAUAUAACAGGAAUGAAAUAUAGAUAGGAAAGAGUGAAAUUGAAAUCAAAUAACAAUAAAUAUGAUAAUAAAAUGCAGAACCCAAUAAAUGAUGAUGCCUGUGAUAUUCACAAAGAGCCCCAUUUACGACACGGUGGCCUUGCAUUUCAAACAGAUUUUGAUUAAAAACCAGCAUGUUAAUUCAGCAGUUUGCGCUGCAUGCUACGAGGCUUGUACGUAUACCUUUGCUGACGUUUACAUACUUAUCUAGAAGCACAUAAACAUUUCCUUUACAUGUAUGAUGACUAAAUGACUAAAAUUAAGAAUCAUCUGCACUAAUAUACAUUUCCUAGUACUGUAUUUUUCAAGCAGAGGUUUUUGCAUGUUGGGGGAUAGUAGUUGUCGGGUUUUCUGACGACUGCCUCUUGGUCACUACUAACACACCCUCCCCGACCGAAACCUUUGC